AUGCGAGACGAAAGCAUCGUGGAGCGAAUCGUGCGUGCUACUAACCAUCUCCGCGCCGCGUUGCUGUCCGGCUAUACGACAUACAGAGAUUUGGGUACCGAGGGCAUGCGAUCAUUUGACGCGAACCUCAGAGACUGUGUCAACCGAGGGCUCCUGCCAGGUCCCAGGCUGUUUGUCGCUACGGAAUGCCUUGCAAGCACCGGAUCUUAUGAAGUUCGUCACGAGAACACACUGGCCAAGCUUCCGAGAAUCUCUGAUGCGUGUGAUGGACCAGUGGGCGUGAGGCAGGCAGUCCGACGCCGCGCAGGUGACGGCGCGGAUAUCAUCAAGUUCUAUGCCGACUAUCGACGAAAAGUGAUGCGAUUUCCACCUCCCAUCCAGCCACCACGGGAUGCGAUUCCAUUUCUUCCCGCAGAUCCCAAUCCGGCAGUGGUCAUGUUCAACCAGGAGGAAAUGGAUGCGAUCGUGCAAGAAGCGAAGCUAGGCAGCUUGCCUGUGGCAUGUCACGCGGGCACCGCAAAGGGCGCACUCAUGGCGGUCAAGGCAGGCGUCGACACCAUUGAGCAUUGUAACGAGGCGACCGACGAGGUCUUCCGGGAAAUGCGCCGCCGUGGAACCAUCUUCGUCCCGACACUGGCGGUGCUUCGGAGCUCGCCAGAUUUUGGCAACAUUAGCAAACGGGUGAAGAGAGCGUACGAUCUUGGUGUACGUCUCGCUGCUGGCGGUGACACAGGAGCCUUUCCCCACGGGGAAGGUGCCCUGGAGAUGGAGCUCAUGAUCCGGGCUGGAGUUCCCGUGGCGGAUGUGUUGGAAGCAUGUGUCAUUGGCGGCUGGGAGAGCUGCGGCAAGGAGAAAAGCGGCUUCUCGUUCGGCUCGAUCGAGAAAGGGUACCGAGCCGACAUCAUUGCCCUGGAGACGGACCCGAGAACAGACGCGGGGGCAUUGCGGAAAGUCGAUUUUGUCAUGAAGGACGGCAAGGUCUGGAAGAAGGACGGCCGGCCGGUCGGCUUCGUCGAGGGGCAAACGGCUAGAUCGGAUCACGGCGAGGAGUUGGACUGGGUUCUUGUUUGA
Molecule: messenger RNA, 1071 nt
Organism: Colletotrichum spaethianum
Lineage: Eukaryota; Fungi; Ascomycota; Sordariomycetes; Glomerellales; Glomerellaceae
Exons: 1
Coding region: 1-1071 (356 amino acids)
Molecular function (GO): hydrolase activity, acting on carbon-nitrogen (but not peptide) bonds
Source: RefSeq, a predicted model, not a curated record